AUGGUUCGUUUCUAUUGUUUGCACUGGUCUAUGUUGUUGUUUGCUGCCUUGUGGAGCUUCAGCUACCCAGGUUUGUUAUCUGCUUGGCCAAGCAUUGGUCGAAGUAAACCCAAGGACCAGCUGGACCCAAAUGUGAGGGACUGGGGUGACUAUUCAGACCUCCCUCCAGGAAUUGAGCACGGGCUGGGGUUGGAGGAAGAUGUGGACAAUAGAGGAACUGGAAGGUCAACAUUUAGUGUGGCGCCAGAGCUGGAUUUUCUGGCAGACUUUGCAGGUAAAAAGAGAUUGUGGGUGAUAACAGCCCCGUCACACAAUGAUCACUACCUCCGUAUGAUGGAGAAGCAGCUUGAAGACAUGGAGCAGAAAGGACUGAACUGUCAUCUGGCAGAAAGAGAUACUUUCAUCAUCACCAUCAUUCAGAAUGCCAUGAUGGAAGGUCGCAUCCAGAAAACAACUUUCCAAGGAGACGCCACAGUGGAGAGCCUAGACCCUGACACAGUAACUAAACUGCUGCACUACCUGGAUCUCACUAACCAGGAAGAAGGGUUCACCAUGCUGGUUUUGAAGAAAAACCUCCAUGUCAGCGAGCGCUUUCCUUAUCCGGUGCGUGUUGAGGCGAUUUUGGAGCUGAUCGAUCAGUUCCCUAUGAGGAAGCUGGAGAAGAUGACCAGAAAAGGAUCCAAAUUAAGGUGUAAAACCACAAAAAAGAAGAUUGUGGCAAGAAAAAAAAUGAAGAAGAAGAUGGUUCUGAGCCCUCAAAGGGGAGGAAAUGUGACCUCUGUUGUGCCUUUACAAAGAAAACUUCCUAUGGACAAAAAAGCUGCUCUGAAGAGUAAGAUCCGGGAUAUACUGAACGGGCGGUCGAGGUUUGUGAUCCGUAAGGUGCCAGCUGCGGGAUCAACGAGGGGAAAAGACCCAGGCAGUGGUGGGGGAUCCGCUUCUACAGGGCAGGAAAAAGCAGUUCAUCCUUCAUCUGUGUCAAAGAACGGUGAAGAAAUGAAGAAAGACAGGACAGACUCCACUGUGGAAGAAGGAAAGAAAAGACAAGAAGGAAAAAACAGUGAAGCUAAUAAAGAGCACAGUGUAAAGGAAGAAACAAAGGAAAAACAGGGCUCGAAGAAGAAAGGGAAAGGGAAAAAAGGGAAGAAGGGGAAAGGAAGAGGGAAAAAGUCAAGCAGAGAGGUCAGUGAGAAGGAUAAAACAGCCCUGAAAGAGUUUCUGGACAGAUUUAAGAGGGCAAGAAGGCUAAUGUUAAUUUCAACUCCCAGCAAAGAUGCGACACUAUAUCAGCAGCAGAGAGACGAGAAUGAGAAGCAACACUGCGAUCUGGCUAUCCGGAAAGUCACAGUGGCAACCAUUGUGGGGGAAGGACAGGACGCAACACUCACACUGCAACACCACCAGCUUGAGUCAGAGCCUCCACUCAGCGACCAAUCAGAUCAUUUGUCAGACCCAGUCCUGAUCUCUCUGUUGAGAACAGAGCUUGGCCUGUCAUCACCUGACCUCUUCUCUAUGACCAUCACAGACUACGACAUUAAGCCUGAUAGAGUCUUUGAGGCUCCUCCGUCAAGUCCUGCUCUCUUUGAGUACAUUGACAACUUCCCCUCAAGGCGUUCAGAGAAAGAGAAGGAGAAGAGGAGUCCUCCAGACUGUUCAAAAGACAAACAACAGCCUGACACAGAAAAUUCACUGCUCAGGUUCAUGUCUAAAAGGAGACUGCUGCUCAUCUCUGCUCCCUCUGAGGACGACUAUUCCUUCCAACAGCAGCUCUCUGCUCUCAGAGGACAGGAGUGUCAACUGGGGAUCCGCCACUUUGCCAUGCUAAAGCUAACUGGAGUGGGAGACAAAGCAUCAGGAACUGUUGAACUAUUUCCCCUAAAUGGUCGCAGUCAGAGCGAAGUCGAGCCGUUACCUCAAGACGAGGUCAACAAUCUGAGAGAGCAGCUGAAGAUCAGUAAAGACUACUUCAGCAUGCUGGUUGUAGGAAAGGACAGCGACGUGAAGGCGUGGUUCCCGUCACCAAUGUGGUCCCUGGACAACGUCUACGACCUGGUGGACUCCAUGGAGCUCCGCCUCCAGGAGCUGAAGCUGCAGAGGAGACUGGGGAUCCACUGCCCUGAUGACAGAGGGCGAGGAGGCAGUGAUGGGGGGCAUUAUGGAGGAGGUUAUGAUGAAGAGGCAGAGGACACAUACUUAUAUCACCGAUCAGAGCAAUGA
Cheilinus undulatus (humphead wrasse) is the source of this 2217-nucleotide messenger RNA. It is a transcript of the gene ccdc80l2, whose product is annotated as coiled-coil domain containing 80 like 2. The record is from RefSeq and is a predicted model, not a curated record. Bases 1 to 2217 code for a protein of 738 amino acids. The transcript has 12 exons. NCBI's taxonomy places the organism in Eukaryota, Metazoa, Chordata, Actinopteri, Labriformes, Labridae.